Messenger RNA from Corticium candelabrum, 3036 nucleotides. RefSeq names its product INO80 complex subunit D-like. The transcript is spliced from 5 exons. The coding region runs from base 138 to 2861 and encodes 907 amino acids. NCBI's taxonomy places the organism in Eukaryota, Metazoa, Porifera, Homoscleromorpha, Homosclerophorida, Plakinidae. The record is from RefSeq and is a predicted model, not a curated record. Gene Ontology annotation, cellular component: nucleus.
UUCCCGACGGCCAACCGGAAGAGGCAAAUUGCACGAAAUCGCAACACAUCAAGGCAAACAAACGUAGCAACCAAAAAACGCGGUGUCUUGUUUCCGCGAGUUCGCAGCGCGUACCGACCUCAUAUAAACCCACAGCUAUGAAAUCAUUUACGUUCCCGUCGUUGAGCAUGUGCCAAAAUUGUCACGGGCGUAACAUCCGCCCCGGGAGAAGAGCGCGACGUGAAAGACGAGAGACGGCCAUGGCCGGCGGUCAGACGCAGAGCGACUUACUCGGACACGAUUCGCUAAUCGAUGAUCCCCUCAUGGUGGACGGUUUAAUCGACCAUGCCGACCAUCCGGGUAACAUCACAUCAGACCACAGCACUAAAGGCAUGUAUGAAGGCAAGAACGUGCACUACUCAGCUGUCGAUGGCAAGCCACUGUGUAGCUACUCGGGCAAGCUGUGCAAGCAGCGGAGACUCAAUGGAUAUGCAUUUUGCAUUCGGCAUGUGCUUGAGGAUCCGGGCGCUCGGUUCAAGCAGUGCCAGUAUGUGGCACGAUAUAAUAAUCAGCGAUGCACGAAUCCGAUCCCCGACAAUGAGGAUCGAAUCUACUGCAACAGUCACAUGCAGGUCUUAGGACUUGUUCCCAAGACAGUCCGCAAAAAGAAAGUCGCCACUAUGGAGCCUCUCUCACCCAUUCCCUCUACCACCAUCCCAUCACCUUCCUCUCUCCCACAAAUGCCUCCACCAUCCAAAGCAGCAAAGGCUCGUACGCCGCGAAAGACGACAAAGGGACAGACGAAAGUGGCUCAAGGUAAACGAGGACAAGGCGAAGGAAAACGGAAGACGACAAAACCGAGAACGAGAUCUCCUCUUAUUGCGAAUCACGAGUUACCAGAAAGGCAACACGUUAAGUCUGUGAGAGAUGAAGAGAGAGCAGCACAUGCUAGAGCAUCAGGGAAAGCAUCAAGUCGAAGAGUCGGGGUCGUAAAUGUCAUGCAGCCGAAUGUGAUGAAUGUGAGUGUUGCUUCGGCUCAGGUUGAUAUCAAAAACUUGAGCAAGCUAAAGCCAGUGCUUGACCUCUGGUCGACGCUUCGGCUUUUCAAAUGGCAAGCAAAGCAACUCAUAGAAUCUGAUGUCUAUCCGUGUGAUAGUGAGCAUGUGGAUUGUUUGGUUGCCAUGGAGGUUGACUCGAUUGGUGAUAUCAAACGGGAUGAUGACAUCACCGCUUGUCAGCAUUAUGAUAGUUUGGUGGCGCAGAGAAAGGCCGAGUGUGAGGACGGCAUGAAGCAUUUGGAGUUGACGCUGAGAGACGCGAGAGACGUCGACUCGAGGUUGUGUGUGAUCGUGAGGAAGACGGUGAGAGCAGCGAGAGAUGCGCCGAUACCUGCCGUCGCUUCGUGUCUGCUGUCAAGUAACAGAGAUCUGAGACGGUUGAAAACAAAUGACGUCUUGUGUAGACGAAGGAUCUGCCGUAGUAAGUUAUGCUGCACUGCCACUGUCGGUAUGGCACAGUGUCGAAGGAAGGUGUUGCCAUUCACGAGGCACUGCUUGCAACACAUCUGCAGAAACGAGGCUCAGUUUCUCUUCCGUUCGUGUGCCGGCUUCAUCACCGGCGACCACGGCGUCCAACACCCGUGCCCGUUCCCGGUCACCGACAUCACUCAAACGUAUCCAUACUGCAGCCACCACACUCCAGGCUCUGUACAACCACAACCAACACCCACACCAACAUCCCCAUCUCACACACCCGAACCACCAGCCAAACAGGCAAAACGAAAGGCACCAAUGGCAUCAACACAAGUAAAACGAGUCGCGAAACCGCGAGCCACGAAGCCGCACGGUACGUCCACAAGCUCAGCUAACAACCACAUCAAACAGGCAACAAAGUCGGCAACAGGAGGAAAGCCGAAGGUUGUGCGAGCUAAGCAAGCACAUGUGCCUGUCUUGACAUCAGCCGUGGACCAUCACAUCAACAACCCGAUCGAUACAACAACACGACAUCAAUUUGAUGUGAAGCCACCACGUUUGGUGACGACGACAGACGAGGAGAAGACGACGACCAAACAGAUGCAGACGUCGUCUGUGGUGAAAUCGAGUCGAGUCGUGAGUCGAGAUGGUGCACCCCAGAGAGGGUCAAAGAUAUCAACCACGGCGAUCUACAAACCGCCACAAACGUCUCACAUAUUGAACGAUGUGAAGAUGCCGUCUCACAAAGUGAGUAUGAGCAGCAGUGACAGCAGCUCCGAUUCCGACUCUGCAUCGUCGGGUUCGUCAUCGUCAUCGGACGACGACGGUCUGGUGAUGGCCACCAAUGAAGGGAUGCCACAAUAUGAACACGAUCGGCUGCAAAAUGCCCUACAAAUCGAACAAACACCCGGGGCUUCUCCACACCAACGACGACAAUCAGGCUCGAAAUCACCAUUUCUUGGCACAGUGACCACGCCCACGCAUCAGUCCCAGUCGCCGCAGUUUCAGCGGCACUUCAAUCGGCAGUUCUCGUCCGAGCUCUACAACGAUUUGAGUCCCGGUUAUCAACCGCAUCGGCGGGCGUCGGCGUCGCAGCACGAGUUUGCCCACGACGUCAACAACACGGUGCGUGCACUGUAUCCGACGCAGUUGCCGUUCGACGACAUACAGCCGCAGCAUGUUGACCAAUCGGGCUUCGAGUUUGAUCUCAUAUCGGAUAUGAGUCCAUACAAGCAGUCAACAUCCGGGUCUCCGUUCUUUGCACAGCACGUGACCUACCCGCCACAGCAUCACUCCAACUCGAGAGGGAUGACGAGAGACAUGAACAUGAACUCGACCGGGUCUGAUUCGUUCGCUUCCGGUUUAUUCCACGGAUCAAGUCUGUUUGAUGCUUCGUCUCCGAUGCAUUGAGUGCGGAUGUUAGUGAUGGGUUUGGAGUGAGACUGGAUUUGUAAAUUAUGUGGGAAACCCUGUGGGAUUUCUGAGAGACGUGCGGUUGCUGUUGGCAACCGGAGAUAGGUUAUUGAUGUAAGUAGAGGAGAUGGGAGGGUGGUGGGGUGGGUGAUGGUUAAUAUAUGGAGUUGAG